AAGUAGAAAUGAAGUGGCACACUUACCGCUAUCGGCACGUGCGUGGUUUUUCAAUAGCGUUGAGAUAUAGUUACACUGGCCUUUCAUCCCCAUUUAUUCAGUCAGACUCGUUAGCCAGUUGUUGCAUCUACCCAACCAUACGCCUUUAUAAUCCAUCAAAAUCACCCCCUAUUUCACCCAUAACUCACUCCAUCAAUCCCUGUAUUUCUUCUUCCAAGAUCUCAAACUUUCUCACUUACCAUUGUUUUCUCCGUUACCUCUUAAUCGCCGGAAACAUGAAGGUGACCGUUACUACACGGAGCGGUAGAGAGCUAAUCAACGGUGGCCUUGUUCUUGACAGUUCUGCUACUGUUGCUGAUUUGCAGGAAGCAAUUCACCAACGAAUCAAGAAAUACUAUCCAUCCCGACAACGUCUAACCCUACCACUCCAACCGGGCUCAAAGGAAAAGGCCGUUGUUCUUCAAUCCAAGAAAAGCCUAAAAGAGUACACAAAUGGAAACUCUGACACCCUUACCGUAGUGUUUAAGGAUUUGGGCCCACAAGUCUCAUACCGCACACUCUUCUUUUUCGAGUAUCUGGGCCCGUUAAUCCUCUAUCCUGUCUUCUACUACUUCCCCGUGUACCAAAUUUUCGGGUACAAAGGCGAACGAGUCAUCCAUCCGGUUCAAACAUAUGCAUUAUACUACUGGUGUUUCCACUACUUCAAACGUAUCAUGGAGACUUUUUUCGUGCACCGUUUCAGUCAUGCGACGUCACCUCUAUCAAACGUGUUUAGGAACUGUGCUUAUUACUGGACUUUUGGAUGUUAUAUCGCUUAUUACGUUAACCAUCCUCAUUACACACCCGUAAGUGACCUCCAGAUGAAGAUUGGAUUCGGGUUUGGGUCGGUCAUGCAAGUUGCAAACUUGUAUUGCCACAUCAUACUCAGAAAUCUCAGGAACCCGAGUGGGAACGGAGGGUACCAAAUUCCGAAAGGGUUUUUGUUUAAUAUUGUGACGUGUGCUAAUUACACAACUGAGAUUUAUCAAUGGUUGGGUUUUAACAUCGCAACACAGACCGUCGCGGGUUAUAUCUUCCUUGUCGUUGCGGCUUCCAUCAUGACUAAUUGGGCCCUGGCUAAGCAUCGCCGUCUCAGGAGGCUCUUUGACGGGAAGGAAGGAAGACCGAAGUACCCUCGCCGAUGGGUUAUUUUGCCACCGUUUCUGUAAACGACAUUAUCAACUGGAUUUGGUUGUAUCCGUAGCUUAUUCUAGUCAUCGGAUUGUUUAGAACUUUUGUUCCUUUUGAAUUGUGAAUGAUACAACUGAUUUGUAUUUGUUAGUUUUGAAUCUUUUAUCUUUGUGUAAUCUGGACCUUUAGCAACUUUGCAGGAUACUGAUGUGUUUCUUGCAGUUUAAAUGAGCCUAUGUCCUUUUUUGGUGUUUA
Messenger RNA from Helianthus annuus (common sunflower), 1425 nucleotides. Its product is annotated as very-long-chain enoyl-CoA reductase. The coding region runs from base 9 to 1208 and encodes 399 amino acids. NCBI's taxonomy places the organism in Eukaryota, Viridiplantae, Streptophyta, Magnoliopsida, Asterales, Asteraceae. Gene Ontology annotation, molecular function: oxidoreductase activity, acting on the CH-CH group of donors; protein binding. The transcript has 4 exons. Gene Ontology annotation, biological process: very long-chain fatty acid biosynthetic process. The record is from RefSeq and is a predicted model, not a curated record.